Messenger RNA from Pelagomonas calceolata, 2982 nucleotides. The record is from the annotation of a GenBank genome assembly. NCBI's taxonomy places the organism in Eukaryota, Pelagophyceae, Pelagomonadales, Pelagomonadaceae.
AUGAGCCUGCGCGGCACAUGUGCUGUGGCGGCCUACUCGCUCGCCGGCGGCGCGUUCCGCUACACGGCCGAAGAGCCUUUGUCGCAGUUCUGGUGGUCGCUCACGUGUAUGAGGAUAGGAUGUUGCCUCGCGCUCGAGCGCGUCCUCGCGGCGUUCCCUCUGACACGUUUGGUGAUAACCGCUUUUGGAUUACUCGAGGCCUACACGCAUAAUGUCAGAGGAAGGAUACCGACGGACCGAAUCUCAAGUGGUGUGGCUCUCGUCACGGGCAGCACCGCGGGAAUUGGGUUCCAGACGUGCGUGCUACUCUGCGAGCGGGGCGUCGACGUUUUGGUGCCCGCGCGUAGUGUGGAGCAGGCUCUGAAGACGGCGCAGCUCAUAAAUGAGGCCAGCAAGGGGCCUGGUAUAGCAAGGCCCUGUUCCGUCCCGCUCGACCUCGCGUCAAGAGAAUCGGUGAAAAAGUUCGCCGAGUCCCUCACGGACAUCAACUUGCUCGUGCUGAACGCGGGCGUCAUGAUGCCCGCCUACCACCUUACUAAAGACGGCGCGGAGCAAACGGUCGCGGCGAACCAUUUAGGACAUUUCCAGCUGGCUACUAGUCUGGCGCCUCGGCUGAAGGGCGACGCGAGAGUUGUGGUAGUGUCUUCUGCAUUACAUCGGAAGGCGGCUCGCAUGCGGGACAUUCCACAGAAAUUGCUGGAUUUUCGAGGGGCUGCACAAACACACAAGCUCUUCGACGCCUACGCCGUCUCAAAACUGCAGAACGUGUUGUUUGCUCAUGCUUUUGCGUCGAGAAACCCGCAAAUUGCGUGCGUGGCGUGUCACCCCGGCUUCGUGUUCACGUCCGUGACGCGGCAUUUACCUUUGUAUGUGCGUCUGGCGCAUGUAUUGGCCGUGCCGUUCUGGGUCCUCUUCCAGAAGACGCCGCGCCAGGGCGCGCACUGCUCGUUACAUUGCUGCCUGUCGCCGUCGUUCUCCGCGGCUUCUUUGAGAGGCGAAUCGCGCUUCGUCGCCGACUGCCGUGUGGAAAGAGAGGGCCUCCCGCCGCAUCCCCGCGAAGUAGCCGAAAUGUUGUGGCGGCGGUCGGAGGCGUUCGUGACUAAUGUACCGCAUGCGGUACAUUAGUGAAACUUCAACUUGAGUUCAAGAUCCCCGCUUUUGCAUUUUAAGUUGAAUUUUUGGAUUUGAGGUGUGUUUUUUUAAACCGAGUUUAAACCCGGGGUAGGGGGUGGAUUUUUGAGGGCCUUCGCGUCCCAUCGCGAAGCUCGGCGCCGCGGCAGCGUCCUAGUUUGAGUUCUGGCCGAGUCUGAGUUUCUCCCAGUCUGUGUUCUCCCCGGGUCAGUGAAACCUCAGACUAACGGGAUCGUCCCUAAACUUACUAGCUCUAGCUUUCAUAUCUCUUACUUCACUUGCAUACUCUCAGCGCGGUGUACAUACGGUCCAUCUUUUUUCUCAGUGCUGCCCGCUGUCAAGAGGUAGGCUUCACUACAAGCCACAGGCAGCGCAUCCCAAAAAAGAGCCGGCGCAAAAUGCUAAAACGUGCGCUGAAACUUGCGCUGGUGCUCACAUCAUGCGAUUUGAAGCGGCUAACGUACGCCAACGAGUACUCCAUCGCUAUUUCACACAAGGUGGGCAGCGAGUGGGAUAGUUGAAGUCCGGAGCCCAGCUUCCAGCGCCCGCCGCCCGCGCAGGUUGUGGGCGUGCCGGUUCAGCUAAAAGCGGCCGAAGUUAAGGUCAGUGACAGCGACGCCUGCUACGCGCCGCGCAGCGCGGAAAAAGCUUUCUGAAGGGGGUUUCACGUCACCCGUCGAUCGUCUGAGAGAAGUGGGUCUGAAAGGGCGCAUCGCGCGCCCGCGCCACGGUCCUACCUCUUCCUUAUUCAGGGCGUGGACGUGGCGCGGGGUGUGGACAUGCGUAGGACCGAGGACAUGGGAAUAAAAAUGAAGGACAACAACGGGGUGUGGGUUCCCUUGGGCGGAGGUGUUGAAAUAUGCCUUGACAGUAAUGGCAACAUCGACUCCAUCAAGGGCACGACAAGGUACGUGGCGGUGCGCGGCACGUAAAUUUAUUUUAGGCGGAUCUCUGGCCCCGGGCGCCCGCAGGUUCACUGAGUGGUCAGCCACGAGCUGGAGUGCUUGGGACGACGGCUGCACCGACGUGAACUACCACAUGUGGCACUGUCAAGAUAACGAGGUUUGGAUUGGGGUGGAUUGUAGCUCCAGUUGUAACGAUUGUACGGAUUAUAAGGCCCGCGAUUUAGAUUACAGCAGGCAUUACAUUUUGGCGAGCGAUGGGGGGUACGGCUGCAGCUACGGAUCUUGUUACAUAUGCAGUGGCAACAACCUGCAGCAUGGUGUCUACGAGGAUGGUGAGUGGAAGGAACGGUACGAGGCCCCGGCGCACCUUCAGUGCAGACCAAAUUGCGAGGACCCUGCUGGGUACUUCCCGGCGUGGCGUCAGACGAGCCAAUACAUCGAUGUAUAUGAUCGCGACGACGACGCCUACGCCUGGGCCGACAAGUACCUCUUGGAGGAGAAUUGGGACGACGACGAGGACGACGAUGACGUGCAGUUAUAUGGGCACAUCAAGCCAAACACUCCCAGCGCAAUCGUCACAUCACACACGUGGACGGUUUUCCCCUUGCAUUCGGGAAUUGGAAAAACCGGUAUAAUUCCAAUGGGUGGUUUUGGUGCGAAAGCUCUCACUGGCUGCUACAUAUUUACUGCCACGGGAAAGAACAGUGCGAACGCGGAUAUUUUGUCCAAGAUCGUGUGGAAAGUCGACCCCGUGUGCACAGGGCUCUCAUGCCCGAAAAUCACCGGCGAAUUUGUCGGCCUCGACCACGAGAUUUGUAUUGAUAAGAGCGGUCGUAUCGAAAAAGUUACGGGCCCGACCUCCGCGCUGCUCAGCGACGGGGCCGCCCCCAAGGCCACCGCGGCCGCCACCCUCCUCGCUAUUGCCGCCACCGCCGUCGUGUUCUAG